Messenger RNA from Synchiropus splendidus (mandarinfish), 4360 nucleotides. RefSeq names its product methyltransferase 14, N6-adenosine-methyltransferase subun (gene mettl14). The coding region runs from base 132 to 1502 and encodes 456 amino acids. NCBI's taxonomy places the organism in Eukaryota, Metazoa, Chordata, Actinopteri, Syngnathiformes, Callionymidae. The record is from RefSeq and is a predicted model, not a curated record. The transcript is spliced from 11 exons. Gene Ontology annotation, cellular component: nucleus; RNA N6-methyladenosine methyltransferase complex. Gene Ontology annotation, molecular function: mRNA binding.
UUGAGCGGUAAGAAACAUGCCGGUGGUUAGCUUCCACUAAACCGAGCACAACAACCAUCCUUUUCUCCUGCGUUAAUGCAUUGGCGAUACAUGAAGAAGAAAGUACGAGUCAAUCUUUGAAACCAGAGAUCAUGAACAGUCGACUCCAGGAGAUUCGAGAACGCCAAAAACUUAGACGACAGCUGUUAGCUCAACAGUUGGGAGCUGAGAGUGCGGACAGUAUUGGGGCUGUUUUGAACAGUAAAGAUGAACUGAAGGAGAUAGAAGAGAGCAGAGAAACAUGCAGGGCUUCGCUGGAUAGCUCGAUUCCUCAAACCAAAAGGAAGGCACCGACCGAAGGAGAGGACACUGAGGAGGAAGUUGAAGAGCAAAAGGAUGAGGUAGAAGUGCAACCGCCCGAAGAAAGCAACGCGUAUGAGGAAGUCUACAAGGACUCGAGCACUUUCCUCAAGGGCACCCAGAGUCUGAACCCUCACAACGAUUACUGUCAGCACUUCGUGGACACAGGACAUAGACCACAGAACUUCAUUCGAGAUGUUGGUUUGGCAGACCGGUUUGAAGAAUAUCCAAAACUCAGAGAGCUGAUCAGAUUAAAGGAUGAACUCAUCUGUGCCACCAACACCCCGCCAAUGUAUCUCCAAGCUGACCCGCGACAUUUUGACCUCCAGGAUUUAAAAUGCAAGUUUGACGUCAUUCUGCUUGAACCUCCUUUGGAGGAGUAUUACCGGGAGUCAGGGAUCAGUCACACCGAGUCGUUCUGGUCCUGGGACGAUAUCAUGAAACUGGACAUUGAGGAGAUCUCCGAUUUGCGCUCCUUUGUCUUCCUCUGGUGCGGUUCAGGUGAAGGCUUGGACUUAGGAAGAAUGUGUCUGAGAAAGUGGGGCUUCAGGCGAUGUGAAGAUAUCUGUUGGAUUAAAACCAACAAGAACAACCCUGGCAAGACCAAAGCUCUGGACCCCAAAGCAGUGUUCCAGAGAACCAAGGAGCAUUGUCUGAUGGGAAUCAAAGGAACGGUCCGCCGAAGCACCGAUGGGGACUUCAUUCAUGCUAAUGUGGACAUUGACUUGAUCAUCACUGAGGAGCCUGAGAUGGGGAAUGUGGAGAAGCCCGUGGAGAUCUUUCACAUCAUUGAACAUUUCUGUUUGGGCCGAAGGAGGUUGCACCUUUUUGGGCGGGACUCGACCAUAAGGCCAGGCUGGCUCACAGUGGGUCCAACACUGACCAACAGCAAUUUCAACCCGGAGACGUACGCUUCGUAUUUUGCGCUGCCCAACGCAAACCUUUCCGGAUGCACCGAAGAAAUCGAAAGGCUGAGGCCCAAAUCCCCACCGAGCAAACUCAAAUCGGACCGCGGAGGCGGAGUUCCCCGAGGCGGGAGGGGGGGGCCAAACGCUGGCAGGGGUGGCGACAGAGGCCGUGAAAGAAACAGACCCAACUUUCGUGGUGAACGGGGCGGAUUCAGGGGGCGGGGCUUGCCCCACCGGGGUUUUCCUCCCCGUUAGAACUUGUGAUCGGCUGUCUUGAUUUGUUAUCUAACUUGGACAGGAACUAUUUGCCAGACGUGUUUGUCCUGUUCUAACCCGCUCCCAGUGUGAGGAUGUCAAGUGUGGUUAGUGUGGUUCAGCAGGAGACACUUGAGGCCAACAGGAGGUCGUUUUUUUUUUUAGCCAGUGCCAGGAAUUUCAGAUGUCCUGUUUUGUAUAUUAACUUGUAGAAUGUCUGUUGAAUGAAUCAGCGCUCUUUUUUUAAAAUAGACUCCCAAAAUGAUUCAAGUCUUGAGUGGUUUUCAUUGUUUCUUGACAGGAUAUACUUCUGUGAAGUCAUGUCAUCUCACGUUGUUCCUCGACGGUCGUGCAACCUCUUAUCAAGCGGGCUGAUACGGCGUAUUCACCGAUUUGUUAGAUGUCUCACGCUUCUUAUCUGUGACAGCAAACCUGUUAUCACAACAGCAACAAAUGGCGCUGGAAGCUUUGAGGCGACUAAGUGAAUACACAACCAGGCGGAGUUUCACAAGCUGAACGUUGUUCUAGUUUUGGAGCGUGAUCAAUGCCAUGACGCGACGGACACACGAGCCCACGUCACCAGUCUAAUCCCUCUACGAAACAGGCCAAAGCGACCGGAUGACUUGGGUCUAAGGUGCGCAUCGUGCGUAGCCGCUAACACUUACACAGAAGCUUGUUGUUUAAUGAUGAAUGACUCGGUGAUGGCCGUCCAAAGAUGCAUCAUUAAAACUGAAACUCCCAUUUCUGGUUCGCCCAGAUUCCUGUUAUUGUUUAUAUAAAACUUUUUUUUUUUCUCCCCGCCUUACACGUACCAUGACGAUGACUGCCUUUCUGUUUUGCAGUUUUGUGUUCGCCAGUGUUUCAGCUCUCAGUUACUGAGCCUUUUCCUCUCGUUUCCUCUAAACUGAUUAUGACCAAUAAUCUUGAAUUACUUAAUCCUGAGUUUCUGUACAAGGUAUAAGGUGUCUGGAUGGGAUGUUCAGGAUUCCAAGAAUCUCGUCUUUCUUCUUUCCUACUGAGGAGCAGUGGAUCUCCUUCGGAUCUGUCGAUUGAUAGUGUCUCUCCCUUUAUGUACUGUAUAUCAGAAAACACUUUCACGUACAGAAUCCUGGGCUUUUUUUCUGUGAACUCUUCAGAAAUUUCAAAAACAGAAUUCUGUCGCAUCCGGGUCAUGGCACUAUUAUGUUCCCAGUCAUAAACAAAUGGCUGAGGUGAAGGACGUCGGCGAACAUUCCUGGUUAGACUGACUUGACUCGAUAUUACUACUUUAAAAAUACAUUCAAUGAAACAAAAAUCUCGGUCAAAACAAAUAAGUCAGGUGUGUUUUCUAAUCCUACCCCUGUACUACGACUGUAUUCCACUGGGGUAAACCUCAGAACGGGUGUUGCUCCUGAGAUGGUCGAUAGUUAGAUUCUAACCGCAGCAUGUUCAUUUUUUUAUUAUUUAUUUUGUAAUUGUUCUGAAAGAGACAAGAUACCCUGGUUUUUCUUCUGAGCUUCUUCCGAAUUUCGCAAAGGGCUCAAAUAGUGACACAAAUGUACUCAACAUACAGUGUUAUUACUGCUUAAUAAUGAUCUAAAUAUAGUUAACCCAUGACACCUUAUUUAUUUUAUUUUUCAGCCACAUAUGUCUCCUUCAAUCCUCGAAGCAGAUAUUUCUGUUUCCGGACGUUGAAUAUUACACGUGAGCGAGAAUAUCUAUGUCUGAAUGAAGUGAUUCAGCGCUUAUCGGGUGCAAUUGCCUGCUCUGUGUCAGACGCGCAAAUGACUCGGUAAAGACUACACUUGAAGCUAUUAGCUUUUGAAAGUGGCUGGAGAGUAGGUGUUGGUGUGGAAGCGUCACAUUCCGACAUGUGAGAAUGGACGACUGCUUAACUUCCUGAGAUGGAUUAUUACUAAUCUGAAGAAUGUCAGUUAUUGAGUUGUAACUUUUUUAAGAGUGAGCUGGAGUCUCAGAAAUACACAGGUAUUAAGGGUAGUCUGUGAUGACGUUUAUUAAACCGUACUUUACCGGUGGAACGUGAUCAUUCCGCUGGUGAACUAUGUGGAAAUAUAGGGCGUUAGGAGGGUGCAGUGGUCAGCGCCGUUCAUUUUAAGGUCGCCAAAGAGCGCGCUCCUUCUGAUGUGUUUGUCAAGUGGCAGCUGCCGCCUCUGUUGCCAGGGAAAAUCAGGAUUCGGAUUUUGAGAAUUCAUUCAGGAACCUAGAGUGAGGAGUCGGGGAGUGGCAUGUUGGGUUGCUGCUUGUUGGCACUGGAGCAGAGUUCGCUGCAUUAAACACAACACCGGCAGCGGCCAACAUGUCCAAACAAUGGCUGCUUUAAAGUGACUCAGGAAACCAUUAGCAAAGGCAGAAUGUGUUUUCCCUCACAUGUUGAACCGAUUUUCAAUUCUUUGUCGUGUCCAUUGUUCAGUAACGGCAAAUUCUAAACAUUAUUGGGGAGAGACUAUACUCGAGUCACUUCAUCUUACAGUUGAAACCAGAACACUAAACCUGCUGAUCGAGAAAUGAGCUAUGAUUUGACUCAAGGCUUGCUUUUGUAAAAUGAAUGCACUGAAAUAGCAGAGCUUCCCACCCAAAAUAAGCAGACUCACUCUGGAUUUGCAUUCAAGGAAUGGCUCUUAUUAUGUUCCCUAUCUCGACUACCUCAGGUGACAAAUACUAAGCGCAGGAAUCCCUCUGGGUCUUAUCUUGAGAUAGGAAAACAAAGUCAGAGGUGUCCAAACUUGUUUCAGGACACAUUUGAUAAGGUGAAAAUGUGGUCGGACCGAAAUUGUAAGUGAUAUCCCCAAACUUUAAAAAUGACGCUGACUCAGCUUAAAAACAUGUGAACAGCGACGCAAUACCGAGAGAUGUGUGAG